AUGGGAGGACCAAGUGCAGCAGGAGCAGGAGCUGGACUGGGAGGCUCAGCAGUAACAACAGGAGGAGGAGCCGGGACAAAGCGUCCGGCUGCAUCCGAGCUGCAGCGAAGUGCCGGCUCGGGCGCCACGCCGUCCAAGAGACAUGCCACCAAGUCGUCAGCCGGUUCUGCUGUUGGUGCUAUGUCUAUGUCGGCUGCCGGCACAUCAUCGCAAGGGGGCCCGGUGCAGAUGCCUCAAUCGAUAUCACAACCGAUACUCAUGCCGCCCAACAUGGUGUCCGAGGACCAGCUCAUCGGCCGGACGCCUGACCAGUUGAUCGAGACCAUCUUGCGCAUCCAGGCCCAACACCAGCAGUAUGUCGCAAACAUAUCCGCACAGUACGACACCAUCAACCAGCAAUUGAACGAGCUCCGUGGAAGUCUAGCCGCCUUCUACCAUGGGCAGGCAGCAUCGCAUCAGGCCGCCGCUUCACAACUACAGCGUUCGCCCGCAGGGUAUCCCGAGCCUCCUCGAAUGUCGCGACCAACCGCAGUCCCCGUACCCGCCGUACUCCCGCAACAGCAACAACAGCCCCCGCUAGGUCCUCCGCGAUUGACACCAUCGCAUCACAAUCAGCGUCCCUCCAGACCACCGCCGCCCCAGUCUCCGCAAGCGCCACAUACCGACACGCGUCUUGUGCCAAAGACGGGGACUGCGCAGUCCCCACAGACACCAGGGCCUCCUGCCUACGACUACAGGACAGUGGGCACAGUCGAGGAGGUAUGGAAAGAAUACAAAGAAGGCAUGGAUGGCCAGCCCGCUAUCGAAGAGCUGGACGCCACUUGGGGGUCGAGAUGGAGACCAGAGCCACGCGGGCGGACGUGGUAUUCGAGGCGCAAGGUGAUAUGGGAUAAGAUUAAAGAGUACAUCGCGGACGGCAUGGACGAUGAAUCAGCGGUUCGGGAAGUGGAGAAGCUUCGCGACGGAGGCACCAUCAACAAGCUGAUUCGCAUGUUACAAGAAGAGCGCAAGGAGAAGGGAAUUCCGGACGACAACGUGGGCGCAUAA
This is a messenger RNA of Pseudomassariella vexata, 1047 nucleotides long. Its product is annotated as transcriptional activator of glycolytic enzymes-domain-containing protein. Gene Ontology annotation, biological process: positive regulation of ribosomal protein gene transcription by RNA polymerase II. The transcript has 2 exons. Gene Ontology annotation, molecular function: DNA-binding transcription factor activity, RNA polymerase II-specific; RNA polymerase II cis-regulatory region sequence-specific DNA binding. Lineage: Eukaryota; Fungi; Ascomycota; Sordariomycetes; Amphisphaeriales; Pseudomassariaceae. The record is from RefSeq and is a predicted model, not a curated record. The coding region runs from base 1 to 1047 and encodes 348 amino acids.